AUGGUGUGUUCGUGUGUCCUUUAUGACGUCGCCGCUGGGGGACUAGCGCGCGGGGGCGUGAGCGUUCAAGACUCGAGUCUGGGGUGUUUGUUUGUCUGUCGCUUGAAGAUAUGGAGGGUGGGGGUGUAUGUAUGGGGGGUAGGGGGGGGGGUCAAAACCCUCAUUCGACUUAUCGCAACAGUUUGUUGGGGGUGGGUGGGGGGCCGGGAGGACUACGAAUGGGGGGAUGGGGGGAGGGCGCGGGCCAUUUACCUACUGGUGUUAAUGUUUGUGCGGGACGCUCACUUGUCGGGGGUUGUUAAUAGUCAAAAUGGGGGGGGGGGGUCCACGUUUAAUGGGGCGGGGGUGGUGGUUAGUGACAAAUCAUCUCACCUAGCCGGAUCAUUUGAGUUUGGGGGGGAGGGGGCGUGGGAGGUUGCACACACGGGGGGUGGGGGCGGGGGGUGUUGA
Molecule: messenger RNA, 450 nt
Organism: Dicrocoelium dendriticum
Lineage: Eukaryota; Metazoa; Platyhelminthes; Trematoda; Plagiorchiida; Dicrocoeliidae
Source: the annotation of a GenBank genome assembly